AUGUCUGAUUUUUCAGACUUUCCUAAAUCUGGAAAAAGGUUUCGAAAGCACAAAGAACCCGAUGUUUAUAAUGGCGAAAGCGUAGAAUGGCCUGAUUAUUUGUGCCAUUUUGAACAAGUGUCGCGUUGGAAUGAAUGGACGGACUGUGAAAAGGCUACUCAGCUAGCCAUGUGCCUUCGAGGACGAGCUCAAAGAGUUCUAAGUGAACUCACUAAUCGCGAGCUGAAUAAUUACUUUGAGCUUAAAAGCGCGCUUACACAAAGAAUCUGCCCAGCCGAGCGUGAAGCCGCAUACAGGUGCGAUUUUAGAAACCGGCGCAGAAAGUUUGGUGAAUCGGUAGCGGAUUACGGCUAUACACUAAGACGAAUAGCUAGUCGUGCUUUUUCGUCCUUUCCCCUGGAUAUGCGCGAAAGCUUAACAGUAGAACAAUUUGUUUCUGGGCUCGGAUCACAAGAAUUGAAGAGAUACGUGCAAUUUUCGCACCCGAAAUCAUUAGGUCGCGCGAUUUCUUUAGCCCUGGAAUUUGAAUCCUUUGAAGGAUCUCAAGAUACAUUGAGAAAACCGAAAGACACUGAAAAACUGCCGCAGCGGCAGUGCAAUGCAUUGGUUUCUCCGGAUAGAAAUGAUUCUAGUAAUCAUGCAAGCAAUGAAGGUCUGGAAAACACAAUUGAGCGAAUAGUUCAAAAGACACUUUCUAGUAUGUAUGUAGAUCAGAAACCAGACAGUCAGCCCAAGCGAUACAUGGGAUCAAGGAAUAUAAAAUGUUUUACAUGUAAACAGAGUGGUCAUAUUAGCAGGAAUUGUCCACACAAUCAAAAUCUUGAAACUCAAGCAAAACUCGGAGGCCUAUCUGGAAUCAUAGGACUAGACUUCUUGGUGAAGUACGAUGUUUUGAUAGAUACAAGAAAUGGGAUCUUAUAUUCACCUCACUUUGGUGAAGUUCCCUUACUUAGGGAAGACCGUCUGCACAGCAGGUGCGCGCGUAUUCAUUUGGCAGAAACUGUCAGUGUACCCGGAAGUAGUGAAAUGUUCGUUCAAGGGAAGAUAAAUGAUGAAUUUCCCUCUGAUACUAAAGCUUUAAUAGAACCAGAACUGGAUGACAAAAUACGGAAUCGCAUAUUGAUGGCAAAAUCAAUAGUAAAAACAAACGGAUCGAACGUAACAUUUUCAGUGUUUAAUCCAACAAAGGAAACAAUCAUUCUUAAAAAGAAUGCAAGGGUGGCCUCGCUACAAACCAUCGACUCUGUAUUAGAUUGCAAAAGCAUUCAAAAUGAAGAAUCCGACCUUAAGUUAACAGAUGCUCAAGCAUUACCGGAACACUUAAGACAAUUACUAGACCAAGUUUCAUCUAAUUUCACAGAACAUCAAUCGCAGAUGUUAAAAAGCGUAUUGGUUCAUUAUUCAGAUGUUUUUAUUGAACCUGGAGGUUCUCUAGGGCGCACCGACUUAGUAAAACACACCAUCAAUACAGGUGAUGCGCGACCUAUCAAGUUGCCUCCCAGACGCCUUCCUAUACAUCAGAAAAAGGUAGCAGAACAGGAAAUUGACAAAAUGCUGAAGGAGGAUGUCAUUGAACCUAGUAAUUCCCCUUGGGCAGCACCGAUAGUUCUCGUUAAAAAGCGAGAUGGGACAACUAGAUUCUGUGUGGAUUACCGCAAGUUGAACUCGGUAACUAAGAAGGACGCAUAUCCGUUACCACGGAUUGAUGAGUCCCUGGACACACUGUCAGGAGCAAAGUACUUUUGUAGCAAGCGGCGAUUGGCAGGUUGUCAUGGAUGA
Molecule: messenger RNA, 1779 nt
Organism: Saccostrea cuccullata (small rock oyster)
Lineage: Eukaryota; Metazoa; Mollusca; Bivalvia; Ostreida; Ostreidae
Exons: 2
Coding region: 1-1779 (592 amino acids)
Molecular function (GO): zinc ion binding; nucleic acid binding
Source: RefSeq, a predicted model, not a curated record